CAGUCUUCCUCCGUAGUCCAAGCAGGCGAGCGAGGCGGCAAGGCGGGAGGAGAUAACGCCGGAGCUAGUUCGCGGGCAGGGGCAGGUACACCCCGCUUCUUCUGAUUGCUGUGGAGCCUCAGAUUCCUGCCUGAUGGUUCUCUCCUGUUAAGUUUCUCGGUGGGAAUCUUUUCUGCAAAAAGCAAUGCAAUAGUGGGUUCAGCUCCGCCCGUGGGGAAUGGCGCCGCCGCCGAAUGCGAGCAUGGGGCUGCUCAGCUUGAGUGGCUGCGGGUCUCUCCUCCCCACCCCGCAGCCUAAUUCGAGCCAGGGUCGCGGGUUCUCGGUCCCCGGGAGGAGCGUCUCUGUGUUGCCACUGCGCUGGGGUUUGGCGAGGAAGAGAGGCCGGGUUCUUGAUUCAAGAACUGACGGUGCUGUGGCUGGUGGCGAGUCCGGCGCCGGGUCGUCGGAGCUGCGGCACAUCGAGAAGGAGCUGACGUUCAGCCCGACCUUCACGGACUAUGUGAAGAUCAUGGAGUCGGUUAAGUUGGACAGGAGCAAGAAUUUACAUGGCAGCGAUUCAGAUAGCCGGAGCUCGAGAAGAAGGUUCACGGGUGAUGGUGACCGACAUGGGGAUGGGAGGUCUGGUGAUGCAAGGAAUAAACCUUUUGAAAGGAAUCAGGGGCCUCGGAGGAACAGAAGGAGUGACAUAGGUAGAGUAGUGAAAUUGGCGAAGGAUGAUAAUCAAAAGGAUGUUACUGGAUUCGUGGAAAGAAGAGCAAUGGGUGAUGUAAAAAAUAACCGCCAUGGUCAAGGAGAGGUUGAAGAAUAUGUGCAAAGAAGAAUAAUUUGUGGUGACACGAGAGGAGAUGGAGGCAAUGGGCAGCUCUCAUCACAUUUGAAGGUCAAAGAUACUAGCAGUAGUAUGUCUGAACACCAGUCAGUGAGGAACAGGCAAAAUCAGUCAGUUGCAGGGAGUUAUUUGGAAGGGCAGGUACCGUAUACUCCACCUCGGACUUCUGCCCUUCCGAAUAACAGCAUUUCAUCAAAGAAUGCCAAGUUUCAAAUGGGAAAAGGAGACUUUACUAGCACAAGUAGUAGUCGUGACUUCAAAUAUCCCAGGCAGAGUACAUUUUUUAAUAGCGAGGUCAAUGCCAACAGUAAAGUUCAAAGACACCAGCAAAGAGUAGAGAGUUCAGGGAGAAACUUUGUAGAGUGUAGGUUAGGAGAGAUUGACAUAGACUCUAAGAAGUCAACGCCUCAGCAUGAUAGCCAUUCAAGUGAUAGUUUGAAGAGUGAUAAACCUAGAAAAAUUCAAAUGCAGAGAGGAGCAAAUGUUAAUAUGGGGAAAUAUGUUAGGAGGGACACUGAAGCUACAUACUUUGAUGAUAGAGCUGCUUUCAAGUCUUUUGAGGUAUUCACUGAUGUCAGGGAUAGGCCACGGAUUCUUCGGAUGGAAAUGGAAGAGAGAAUACAGAAGUUAGCUAGUCAGCUCAAUGCUACAGAUGUCAAUACUCCAGAGUGGAAAUUCUCCAAAAUGAUUCAUGAUGCACAAAUCAAAUUCUCUGAUCACUCAAUCCUAAGGAUUGUUCAAAUGUUGGGUCGAUACGGAAAUUGGAAACGCGUUUUGCAAGUUGUUCAAUGGCUUGAGUCACGUGAAAGGUUCAAGUCCUACAAGAGCAGGUAUAUUUACACAACAGUUCUUGAUGUUCUAGGAAAGGCAAAGAGACCAAUCGAGGCAUUGAAUGUAUUUUACACCAUGCAGAACCAAUUGUCAUCGUAUCCUGAUAUGGCAGCUUAUCAUUGUAUCGCUGUUACUCUUGGGCAAGCUGGUCUUGUCAAUGAGCUAUUUGAUGUGAUUGAUUGCAUGCGUUCUCCUCCUAGGAAGAAGUUCAAAUUGGGCCCUCUUCAGAAUUGGGAUCCUCGCUUGGAACCAGACCUCAUUGUAUACAAUGCGGUUUUAAAUGCUUGCGUGCAACAAAAGCAAUGGGAAGGGGCAUUUUGGGUACUGCAACAGUUGAAAGAGAAGAAUAUUCGCCCAACAAAUACAACAUAUGGUCUUGUUAUGGAGGUAAUGCUUGUCUGUGGAAAGUACAAUUUGGUGUAUGAGUUCUUCAAUAAGUUGGAGAAAUCAUUGAUACCCGGUGCUCUGAACUAUAAAGUUCUUGUAAAUGCACUUUGGAGAGAAGGAAAGAUCGAUGAAGCAGUAAUGGCUGUGAAGGAUAUGGAAAGUCGUGGAAUCGUUGGUUCCGCUAGUCUGUAUUAUGACCUUGCACGGUGCCUUUGCAGUGGAGGGCGGUGCAAAGAAGCACUUCUCCAGGUUGAGAAGAUAUGCAAGGUUGCCAACAAACCGCUGGUUGUUACCUACACAGGACUCAUUCAAACUUGCAUAGACAAUGGCAGCAUGGAAAAUGCUAAAUACAUAUUCAACGAGAUGUGCAGCUACUGUUCACCUAAUACCGUGACUUGUAACAUCAUGCUGAAGUUGUUUCUGGAACAUGGAAUGCUUGAAGACGCGAAGGAUCUACUCCAGGAUAUUCUAAACGGCAGGAUAAGGAGCAAAGCGGAUUCGAGCCAAACCGCAACUGCUGACAAGUUUACUUUCAAUACUUUCAUGGAGGCCUGCGCUGCAUCACAAAGGUGGGAUGAUUUUGAGUAUGCGUUUCGUGAGAUGUUAUCGAAAGGGUACCAUUUUGAUGAGCGAAGGCACCUGCGCAUGGUACUCGACGCUUACAGGAAUGGGAAGGAACAACUGCUGGAUGAUCUAUGGCGCUACCUGUGCCACCACAACCGUGCCCCGCCUGCACCAGUCAUAAUGGAAAGAUUUUGCCUGAAACUGGUACAAGGAGAAACGAUGGCGGCAAUCUCCUGUGUCAGCAGGUUCCACCAGGAGGGCAAGAUACAGAACACGUCUGCCAUGUCGUGGCUCAAUCUACUGAACCGAAAUGCAGACAGCUUGAAGCAUGAGCAUGUUACCAAGUUAGUCCAUGAACUCAGCAACUUCGUUAGCUCGAGGAGUUCCUCAGAUAACAUUAGUUUGUACCAAAAAAUUCAGAGUAGCUGUACAGCGUUCCUUUCUGGUGCCACCGUUGUAGAAAAGGCGCCUUCUGGCCAGCAGAUGGCUGUGGCUUUACACCAUUCAUAAUCACCACAAUUCCUCCAUUCUACUAUAUUGCGUUCAACCAUUCGAAACAUUGCCACUGCCUACGGUUGUGAGAAAUGUAGCUCGUGUCAGAAUACAAAGGUUGACUUGGCGGCAUAAAAGCAGUA
Molecule: messenger RNA, 3246 nt
Organism: Setaria italica (foxtail millet)
Lineage: Eukaryota; Viridiplantae; Streptophyta; Magnoliopsida; Poales; Poaceae
Product: pentatricopeptide repeat-containing protein At1g30610, chloroplastic
Exons: 9
Coding region: 218-3121 (967 amino acids)
Biological process (GO): chloroplast organization
Cellular component (GO): chloroplast
Molecular function (GO): protein binding
Source: RefSeq, a predicted model, not a curated record